Owenia fusiformis is the source of this 2578-nucleotide messenger RNA. The record is from the annotation of a GenBank genome assembly. Lineage: Eukaryota; Metazoa; Annelida; Polychaeta; Sabellida; Oweniidae.
CAUGUGGGAAAUUCUAGGGAGCUGUCGGAAGGUGCCGAGGGUACAAUGGCUGGCGGGAUUAUUCUAUAUAUUCUGGAUGACUCAAAUCCAAUCUAUUUCAGGAGACACAUCUUCGCAUUUACAGGGGAAAUGGUGUUCAUAUACUGUGACGAAAAGGGUCAGCUGCAAAGUACCGUUUGGUAGAGAGUCCUACACGUACAGGGGGUCACAAAGGUGCAUGUUUUGGCCAUAUGAUUUCAGUUGCUUUGGAUCAAAAGUUGGGUACAGACCAAAAUACCGCACUACCUACAAAAUCCAGCGGGAUUCCGCUUGGCAAUGUUGUCCCGAAUGGGCAGGAAGAAGCUGUGAUAUAUUCACUGGUGAUGAGAGCGAAAAGCCCAGGAAUCAAUUUAAUGCUGGUGGGAGAGUUGAUGACCCACCGUUGAGGGCUGAAGCUGUUGGCGGUAGCUCCGUAGAAAUGCUCAAAAGUAAAGAAAAAUUAAGGACAGAUUCUGCAUCUUAUCCAAAACCUGUUGUGAUAAGACCUGGACCUCCUCUAAUACCAGGAAAAACAUACAUACGAACUGGCCCCAAUGGCGCAUAUAAGCCACAUGAUGGUGUUGUCACUAACAAUAAAAUUAAUCUGCUCCAGAAAGGAUCGGUAUAUCAAAGCAUUAGACCAGGCCCUGCUUUGAAACCCCAUGUGCCGCAUUAUAUCAGAAAAGGCAGUCCAUAUAACAGUAAUCUAAAUAGAGGCGACCCAUACAAUAGUGAUCUAAGUAAAGGUGGUCCAUACAAUAGAGAUCUUAGUAGUGGCGGCCCCUACAAUAGUAAUCUGAAUAAAGGCGGUCCAUACAAUAGAGAUUUUAGUAAUGGCGGCCCUUACAAUAGCGAUCUGAAUAAAGGUGGUCCAUACAAUAGAGAUCUCAAUAAUGGCGGUCCCUACAAUAAUAAUCUGAGUAAAGGUGGCCCAUACAAUAGAGAUCCUAGUAAUGGCGGUCCAUACAAUAACAAUCUGAGUAAAGGCGGCCCAUACAAUCCCACGUCUGGUGACAGAGCCCCGUUAGAACGAACUCUAAGAUAUGCUGACAUACCAGUCACCACACCAGGCUUAGGCAGUCGUAUCUCUGAGAAUGGGCCUGACAAUCCUGGAUAUGCAGCUCAGGGUGCAAAUAAGGUGUUUCUCAGAAUAGGAGAUCCCAACAACCCCGAAGAGAGUUGUUCGUGUCCCCCUGGUCCCCGAGGUCCACCUGGGCUGCCGGGACCUCCAGGCAAUAUUCAACGUGAAACAAUACCAGUCAUCGGCCCAAGAGGUGAGCAGGGAGAAAGGGGGCCAGAAGGGGAGAUAGGAUUACCUGGUCCACCGGGUAUCAGAGGACAGUCAGGUCUACCAGGAGCACCUGGAUUUGCAGGUCCACCUGGACUUCCUGGUCCACCAGGGAAACGUGGUCCACAGGGGUUCCCCGGUGAUAUUGGUCCUCCUGGUCCGCCAGGGGAACCUGGUCCUGGUUUUGGUACUGGUGUAGACUCAAGUGCAGAUGGACGCGACGGAGAUGAUGGAUACGACGGAGAACAUGGUGGGCACGGGGGGCAUGGGGGUCAUGGCCAACAUGGUGUCCAUGGCUACCCAGGAGAACCAGGUGCACCAGGAGUACCUGGGGUACCUGGACGUGCAGGAGACCCAGGACGACGUGGGCCUCCAGGGGAACCUGGAAGAUCAGUAUCCCGUGAAGAACUUGUUGAUCUUAUAGAAUCCCUGACCAUUCCAGGACCACCUGGACCUCCGGGUGAACCUGGGGAACGAGGAGAGCGUGGAGAUACAGGACUUCAAGGUCAAGAUGGCCAUAGGGGACCGGAAGGGCCACCUGGACCACCAGGACCCCCUGGUCAAUCAGAUGAUGAUGAGGAGUUUGGCUUAAGAGGCCCACCAGGUCCAGGGGGUCCACGGGGUCUGACAGGUAAACAAGGACCAAGAGGUCCAAGGGGGCCAAGAGGUUUUCAUGGAAAGAAGGGAGAUCCGGGAGAUCCCGGAGAUCCUGGUGAAAUAGGUAAUCCUGGAAAAUAUGGACAUCCAGGCACUCCUGGUCGACCAGGCCAGCCAGGAAAUCCAGGGACGCCAGGUCGUCCUGGUUACCAAUGGCCAAAUCAGGGUGGCAAUAACGCAGAAGUUGAAGCAAGCAACAAGGUUCAGAGUGAACUUGACAGUCUCAAACUGGAGAUGGAAGCAUUCAAGAUGGUAACAGUGCAGGAGCUAGAAAGAAUGAAAUCAAAACUUCGAGAGCUAGAGAACUACGUGUUACAUAUAAAAGAGGAUGGUGUCCUGAGUGACUUGAACGAAGAUUACAUGGGUCGCUAUCCUUUAUUGAAAGAUAGUGAACUUGGUAACGCCGAAGCUGUACCUGCUCGAUAAGCAAAUGAGUGAUGGACGAGAGACAGUCAUAUUGUGCAAUCUCAAUAUUUGUAUAUCUGUAUAUUGUAUAUUCUAUAGCCCCCCCCGGGCCUCGUGAUGAUGAUGAUAAACUUUGUUUUGUCGUGAUCAUAAUAGUGAUUUUUGUAUAGUAAGAUUAUUUUAAUAAAAGGCAAUUUGCCAUUCAAACUA